Messenger RNA from Micropterus salmoides (largemouth bass), 6197 nucleotides. It is a transcript of the gene rorb, whose product is annotated as RAR-related orphan receptor B. Gene Ontology annotation, biological process: regulation of transcription by RNA polymerase II. Gene Ontology annotation, molecular function: RNA polymerase II cis-regulatory region sequence-specific DNA binding; zinc ion binding; nuclear receptor activity. Gene Ontology annotation, cellular component: nucleus. The coding region runs from base 330 to 1748 and encodes 472 amino acids. NCBI's taxonomy places the organism in Eukaryota, Metazoa, Chordata, Actinopteri, Centrarchiformes, Centrarchidae. The record is from RefSeq and is a predicted model, not a curated record. The transcript is spliced from 10 exons.
AGUGAAACCCUCCCAUAGAGGUGAGAGCGCAGAUGUCAUGAGAAAAGCGACCACACGACCAGAGCACAACGACCGACGCACCGACCGACCUCAGCCAGCCUCCAUGCGCCCCAGUCUGGGAUGCUUUUAGCGCAGAGACGCCUCCACUCAGGGCAGCCAGUGGACGUCGACGCAGAUCAUCAACACUUAUUUCGUUGUUGUUGUUAUUUUUAACCGAGGAUCUUCCCCCCCCAGCAUCCCCCACCCCCUUUUAAGUGUUUGUGUUUGUUUCUUCAUGACUGCUGCUUUGGGAAGCGAGCCUCAGCACCAGCUCCAGCAACGCCAACACCAUGCGAGCCCAAAUCGAAGUUAUACCUUGCAAAAUCUGCGGAGACAAAUCAUCAGGUAUCCACUAUGGAGUCAUUACGUGUGAGGGAUGUAAGGGUUUCUUCAGACGGAGUCAGCAAAACAAUGCAUCCUACUCCUGCCCCCGUCAGAGGAACUGCCUCAUCGACAGAACAAACCGUAACCGCUGCCAACACUGCCGCCUGCAGAAAUGUCUCGCCCUAGGAAUGUCCAGAGAUGCGGUAAAAUUCGGCCGCAUGUCCAAGAAGCAACGUGACAGCCUGUAUGCAGAGGUCCAGAAGCACCAGGCACGACUGCAGGAGCAGCGGCAGCAGCAGACAGGCGAAGCAGAAGCUCUGGCACGUGUUUACUCUUCCAGCCUAACCAACGGACUGUCCACCCUUAACCAUGAGAUUGGGGGCACCUAUGCCAAUGGCCACGUAAUUGAGCUGCCCAAGGGUGGCCAUGGUAACGGAGUUGGAGUCCCAGGGGGUUAUUAUGGGAUGGACUCCACCCAGCCGUCUCCAGACCAGUCAGGUUUGGACAUGUCGGGCAUGAAGCAUAUUAAGCAAGAGCCAGUGUACGACCUGACGCCAGUACCCAACCUGUUCAGCUACGGAGGCUACCAGGACAGUCAGCUGGGACACAAUAAUGUCAGCAUGGGAGAGCUGGACCGUAUUGCUCAGAAUAUCAUCAAGUCCCACUUGGAGACAUGUCAGUACACAACAGAAGAGCUGCAGCAGCUAGCCUGGCAGACACACUCCUAUGAAGAGGUCAAGAUGUACCAGAGCAAGCCCCGGGACGUGCUGUGGCAGCAGUGUGCCAUCCAGAUCACCCAUGCAAUCCAGUACGUGGUGGAGUUCGCCAAGCGCAUCUCAGGGUUUAUGGAACUGUGUCAGAAUGACCAGAUCCUCCUGCUCAAGUCAGGUUGUUUGGAGGUAGUCUUGGUGCGGAUGUGCAGGGCGUUCAACCCUCUCAACAACACGGUGCUCUUUGAAGGGAAGUAUGGUGGCAUGCAGAUGUUCAAAGCUCUAGGUUGUGAUGACUUAGUGAGUGCAGUGUUUGACUUUGCCAAGAGUUUGUGUUCACUGCAGCUGACAGAGGAGGAGAUCGCUCUGUUCUCAGCAGCUGUACUAAUUUCCACAGAUCGGCCGUGGCUGAUGGAGCCUCGGAAAGUCCAGAAGCUCCAAGAGAAGAUCUACUUUGCUCUGCAGCACAUUAUGCAGAAGAACCACAUGGACGAAGAUGCAUUGGCUAAGCUGAUCAGCCGAAUCCCAACAUUGUCAGCCCUGUGCACGCUCCAUACCGAGGAGCUCCAGACCUUCCAGCAGCUCCACCCAGAAACAGUCAACGUCCUCUUCCCUCCACUCUACAAAGAACUCUUCAACCCUGACCCCAACUCUGCCAUGGCCAUGCCCAAGUGACUGACUGUGGGCCCAAUGGAACAAACGGAGUCAGCGGAGGACCAAGAAAAUAAGAAAGCUACGUCCAACAAGAUGACAGAGGCUGUGUCGACUAUGUCAUCAUCGUGGCAUUCACAAAUUCCUGUGCUCCCCCAGCCUCAUUUUAAGCUGGGGGGUGAGGAGUCAUCUGCCAGAAACUUACAGUUACCGCCAACAAUACUAGGAAUGUCCAGCACUUAUUCCAUCCUGUUCACCGAUACAGUCUGAAGAAUGUAUAUAUAAAUGAAACGCGCCCCAAGCCACAACCUAUGUGGGGCUUCCUCCUGUCUCCUGAACUGAACUGACAGACCAGAAAUGUACAGACUUUAAAAAACAUCUAGGAACAUUUUUAAGGUGUUAAUCUAUAAAAAGAAAUUGGGUAAGUUAAUUUGUUUUAACUUAAAAAAAAAAAAAACUUUUUUGUUUGAUUUUUUUUUGUUCACCUGAAGAAAUUGUGAAGAAGCUGGACGGGGGAGGGAACUUAGAGAAGCUAUUGUAGAUAUUCUUCUAGUGCAGAGCGGAUUCCAGUAUUACUUCUUGUUCUGUUAAAAUAAGUUAGUCCUAAUUUAAAUAUACAGUACAGCAGUCCACUGUGGCGGACUAUACCUUGUCUAUGUUUUUUUUUUAUUUGAUAGUUUCUUGUGUACAGAAUUUGUAAAGUUGAGACUUGUAAAAGAAUAUUGGGUAAAAACGGGAGUCGAUUUUGGGUUUUGUUGAUAUAUAGAAGCCUUGUCUGGAUUUUGUUCAUAUGUAAAGAAGGUAUUGCAUCCUUCUGAUGAGAACUUAUAGUAAUGUAAAGAGAGCAUAUGAAGGAUUUAAAAAGAAAAUAAUGGCUACUACUUUUCAAGGUGAAGAUAUAUACAUAAAUAUUCUAUUUUGCAAGUAAAAGAAUCUGGCAGAUUUGCCGUCCUAUCAAUCAUUUUUUUCUCGCUGCAAUAAUUAUGUCCAACAAAAGUUGGGCUGCUUUCGAACAAUCAACCAGAAACAAUCAAUCAGAAGCUAGGACCUCACAAUAAACGCGGCCUCUUCCCAAACCCCCUCCCCCUGCCCCUUACUUCCUAUGUAUUAGAGCCUUGACAUUAGAUUUCAGCAGACAGAAGGGGUAAGAAAUCACAAUGAAGAAGUGAAUAAAAAUUCCCCCAAACAUAAAAAAAAAUGUACUCACAACUUGCCAAUCUUCAUAAAACUGUGUGAGUGCUGUAUGCCCUCAUCCCUCCCAUCACUAUUUGCACAAUCCAGUUAGUGGACGUCAAUCACUCGAGGCUGUGAAUAUGAAGGACCCUUUUCUCUAAAGAGCAAUAACUUUCUCACUGCCUUUCUGAUCUUACUCCUCCCCUUUUCUCCUAUUACCAUGUUCAGCUGUUCAAAACAGGGUAGCAGUUUUAACUAGAAUGCACUAUAUUGUACUCUCGAUCAUUAGUUAUCUGUAACAAUCGUCACCUUCGUCUGGAUGGCACUCAUUCCACCACAGACUCUGCAGUGUUUUUAAUGUGACACAACAUGAUCUUGAGUUAGGACAUAACACAGAGCACUGACCGAAAGAUGUGAAGAAAUGCAGACUAGCUUCUUUUACAUCUUUUAAAGCUACAAUAUUGCAUUGACAAAUCCAACAGGAAGCUGUAAUAGACAAUCAUGUUUGUGCUUUUUUGUUCAGUCAUCCCAUAAUAAUUAUCAUUUGUCUGUUUUGUUGCUUUUCUACAUUAAUGUUAUGCUGUUUAGCGUUUGGCUACUGCGCUUUUAUACCAUCUGAGCACAGUUGUUAGUCAUCACUGUUUUUUGUGGUGAAGGAACAAUUUGACAAAUCAUUGAGGAUGCACAUGUUUUUUUUUCACAGUUCUGCAUUUAGCCCCUUGAUGUAAAGACAUGAUAUGAUGACAAAUCUCCAACUGAAGAGCUUCCUUUAAAAUGAGCUAUUUACCAAAAUAAGUGACCCACUACACAAUAGCAGCACAAAAUUAAUCAGCCGAUGGUACAUUUUGAUAUAAGAUUGCACUUAAGACUUUUACCUCGGCUUUAAUUAUUAUGAUUUGAGGUUAUUUAUGCACUAAACAUGGAAGUCUGCGUUAGGUUGUCUGUUGUUUGCAAAUGUUCAUUGCACAGUGGCCAAAUAUUCAACUUGCUAAAAGCACGGACACAGUCAGAGUAGUUGUGCAUUCAUUCACAUUAAAAACACCAUUGAACCAUUUUCACCCUUCAUACACAUAUGUUUUCGCCACAUGUUGAACAAAACAAUGUCGACAGCAUGAUCAUUAAUGUUAAACAUUAGUGAUCUGCUCACAUGCAUCUGUUCCACAUUGUGUCCCCAGAUCAGAGGCCAGUGACUCUGAAGACAAUCACUUGCUCAUUAAGGCUCGAUGCACUACACGGCAUCUCUCAGGGAGCAGCUCUUUUUCUGACUUUGCAUUAAAAGAGGGUUUAAUAUUUUUGCAAAUUUACAAACAUUUAAUUAUGAAAGAAUAACUUUUUAGGAUAAAAAUGGCAUACGCCACCAACGUAUGCUGGCAAUGGAAUCUGCCCAGACAAGGCUUUGAUAAGUGUGUGUAUGUGUGUAUGUGCGUAUAGAGCAUGAAUUCACUGUCCAAAUCUCUUUAUAGCCCAGACUAUAUGACAAGCAUUGUUACAAAGCACAUGAAGAAAAACUAAAAAUAUAUAUAUAGUGUAUGUCAGUGUGCUCUUGUCACCAAUGUACACUCAUGUUUACUGCUUAUUUUGCUGCUUUCCGGACAGUGGAGGAAGUCCACUAGUAAGCUGUGAAUCAAGCGCCAUCGCAACGCCCCUGGGACAGUGAAUUCCAACUCUGAAUAUGAAGUUUUUCUCUGUGAUGUUUUUAUUUUCCCUUGUUAGACUGUGAAUCAGAAGGGUGGGAUGGGGUAAUGAGAGGGGAUGUGCUGGCAAGAACGAGUGGCAACGCAACACUGUAAGUAAGAUACUGUAGCAAUAAGAACUGGAGGCAUUUACUACUGUCAUGUUUGCAAUGUAAGAUUAUUUUUUAUUUUAUUACUAUUUACUAUUAUUAUUGUUCUUAUUAUGACUACUAUUCUUCUAUUACUAUUAGCCUAUUGUUGUUCUGUUCUAUUUGCAUGACGUUUCAUUGCAAUGAAACAUUUGGGGCUUAUUUGUGUUUUCUCUUCUCAUGAUGGUGUGAGUUUCGUGGGAGGUGUUAUUGGCAGGGUGGGCGGUGGGUUUAGGGCAAAUUCCACGUCAAUUCAGUCAGUUCAAAGCAACUUUUUUUUCACAAGCUGAAAGAAUUUUUAAAUAAAAUGCUCUUAUUUAUACACAACCACUUUAAAAUUUGUUCUUCGAUUUGAAAUGAUUUUUUUUUCUCAACCUUUGAAUGUGUGAGUUGGUAUAACCGGUCAGUGAACGGGCCUUUCUGAACUGGCCUUAUUGAACCGGAUCAGAGACCCUUAACCUGCGGCGGGAGGGAACAAGGUGGGGAGGUUAAUCUAUUCUGAAUGUUAUGGAGUAUCUUGUUCAGUGUGAGGGGCUGAACACAUCAUGCGCCUUUACCACGCCAUCAACACAGACCGACAUCGCAGAGCGCACAAUAAUACCAGUCGUCGUUCCACGUGACGGCUGGGAACAAUUUUUAAUACAUUUCCUACACUUAGUCAAAUACACUCCACCCCAAACCUCCUCCUCCCUUCCCUGAGAAAACCUGUGUGUGUGUGCGUGUGUGUGUGUGUGUAAGGGAGAGAAUGAGACGUUUGCUCUACCAAUGCUUUGUAAACUUUCUUGAUGCAUUACACGUGCGUGCAAUUGGAGUAGUGUUGAAAAUUGUUAAUUUAUUGUUUAGAAUGUCUUUGCAUCCCAGCAAGAGCAAAUAAAACAAAAUGUAGCAAUCUGUAACUGAAACCUAAAAGGUGUUCGGGCUACAGAACUUCUUUUACACAGGACUAAAAAAAAUCAAUAAACUUUUUUGUUUGUUUGUUUUCAAAGUGCCAUAGCUAGUAAGGGAGGAGUGAUUGGCAGAGUGCGGCGUAGAUGCUUUACUGUGUGUGUUUACUUAAGAAACCAAUCAAAAAAGGGGAACUCCAAGGAAACUGUGUAUCUGAUUACACUGACGACCCGUUUUUACAUUUUAUGCUUUUUUCCAUUUGGCGAGACUGGACUCUGCCAGACUCUGAACACUGACUUUACUAUAAACUCAUAAGCUCUGCUGUAUAUUUUUUAUUUUCAUGUGAGAAUGAAAGAGUGUAUGUGCGUGUGUGCAUGCAUUCAUUUGCAUUAAAAAGAGCCACAAACGCCCAAAUUUGAUGGAUCAGAUCGGGUUGAAGUUCAAAGCUAUGCAGGGCCCUUACUGAGUCCUUCUUUGAGAUGUAUAUACAAUGUGAAGGUCUGAAGUGAUUUUUGUUAAAUUCUAUAUUUUAUCGCUUUUGUAGACAUUUUGUUGUGGGAAGAAAAAAAAAUAAAAGAAAUUUUAUGGGUGCA